CAGGAAACGGAAGCGCCGUAGGGUGGGCGGCUCUUUGUCGAAGCUAGAGGACCGGCAGGCGGCAGCAGCAACUACGGCGGCGGCGGCAGAACCCAGCAGUGAUGUGGAGGUGGAGACCUGCAGGAGUCCCGGACUUCACCUGAGCUACCUCAGCAGUCACCAAGAGUGGCAAGAAAAGGAAGAAAGCCCUGAGUUGGGGGGGACCAGAAUGCCUGACCGGGACAGCUAUGCUAACGGCACUGGGAGCAGCGGAGGAGGCCCUGGAGGUGGUAGCAAUGAAGAAGCCAGUGGAGCAGGGGCAGGCAAUGGGGGGGCCAGUUCGGAUGCCAUCUGUAGAGACUUCCUGAGGAACGUUUGCAAGCGAGGCAAGCGCUGUCGAUACCGCCACCCAGACAUGAGUGAGGUGUCCAACCUGGGAGUGAGUAAAAAUGAAUUCAUCUUCUGCCAUGACUUCCAGAACAAAGAAUGUAGCCGUCCAAACUGCCGUUUCAUCCAUGGCUCCAAGGAGGAUGAGGAUGGCUAUAAGAAGACUGGAGAACUUCCCCCUCGGCUGAGACAGAAAGUGGCAGCUGGCCUGGGCCUUUCACCUGCUGACCUACCAAAUGGCAAGGAGGAGGUCCCUAUCUGUCGUGACUUCCUCAAGGGUGACUGUCAGAGAGGAACCAAGUGCAAGUUCCGUCACCUACAACGGGAUUUUGAAUUUGAUGCUCGGGGUGGGGGGGCCACUGGGUGUGGGGGCUCAACAGGCUCCGUUCCCCCAGGACGACGGCAUGAUCUCUAUGACAUCUAUGACCUUCCUGACAGGGGCUUUGAGGACCAUGAACCAGGCCCCAAACGCCGGAGAGGUGGAUGCUGCCCUUCUGAUGGCCCCCAUUUUGAAUCCUAUGACUACGGCUUGGCUCCUUCUCGUGGGGUAGAGUGCAGACUGCUGGAGGAGGAGAAUGCCAUGCUCAGGAAACGUGUGGAGGAGCUAAAGAAACAGGUCAACAACCUACUGGCCACUAAUGAGGUACUUCUGGAACAAAAUGCCCAGUUCCGCAAUCAGGCCAAGGUCAUGACCCUGAGUUCCACUGCGCCAGCGACUGAGCAAACUCUGGCCCCCACUGUGGGUACUGUUGCCACUUUUAACCAUGGCAUUGCCCAGACGCACACUACUCUCAGCAGCCAGGCUCUACAGCCUCGUCCUGUGUCCCAGCAAGAACUUGUGGCCCCUGCCGGAGCUCCAGCUGCUCCUCCAACUAAUGCUGCACCUCCUGCUGCUCCACCCCCCCCACCCCCACACCUGAACCCAGAGAUCACACCACUGUCAGCUGCUCUGGCUCAAACAAUCGCCCAGGGUAUGGCCCCUCCACCCGUCUCUAUGGCUCCUGUAGCUGUAUCUGUGGCCCCUGUGGCUCCUGUGGCUGUGUCGAUGGCCCAGCCCUUGGCAGGAAUCACAAUGAGCCACACGACUACUCCCAUGGUGACUUACCCCAUUGCUUCCCAGAGCAUGCGUAUCACAGCCAUGCCACACUGAUGAAGCUGAUGGAUAUUCCCCUGCUAUAGCCUCUCAGGGCUGGGUUCAAGGGGCCCCUCCUCCCUUGCUAGCCCGUCCAGGCCCAGUCUAAUGGGUCUUCUCAAGAACUAGGACAAGAGACUGUAAGGAAUAUACUUCCUAGGAGCAUGUCCCAAGGUGGGGUUGGAUUGUGGUUCAUCUUGUCCUUCCUUCAGACCUCAAGUGGGGCUGGCAUAGGAGUUCAGACAAGCCAGCAGAGAGUAAGAACUAAGGGGUUGUGUCCUCAUACGGGAAGCGGGGGACAUCCCUUCCCUUGUCCUCGUUUGUGAACAGCAUAGGUUCCAGCACUGGUUUUAGAAGGAAAACUACCCCAUCCCGAAGGUAAACCAGGAAAAAUUGGGAAGUGGGUGGUCAGGAGAGAAGGCCUCGUAGGAGCCUUCAGAUGAUUUGGGGCCCAGUUGAAUUGGAAAAUACAGGAAUUGCUCCUGGGCCCCUGAGAUACCUGGGACCAUAGUACUCCAAUCCAAAGACUAGGGGAACAUUCACUUACCUAGUUGGCCUGGAUUAUCUGUAGGGCAGGGCCCACUACUUUCCAAAGAAAUAAAAGAACGUUAUUUUUAAAAAUGGAGGAAAUGAAAACUUGCUUAGAUAUUCUUUGUGGAAGAUGGGAGCAUAAAGUAGAUCUUGUGCCAGAAAUGGGAUAAAGACUGUACCCUCACAUAGCUUGGAUUAGUUGAGUGGAUGCCAGCAACCAAGGAUAGAGACCUAAAACAACCAAAUGGGAUUUGGGUAAGGUGAUUUGUGAGGGAAAAGAAUUGGAGUCACUUAGUCUAGUUUAAAAAUAGUUCCAUCUGUUUCUGGUCUCUGUCUGCAUGUGCUGUUCCCAGGUUGCCUUAGUAACCAGGGCUCCUAGGGUCACUUAGGGCAGGCACUAAAGGAGGGUUUAAGUACUUUGACAUGGUGAUGGGGUGUUAGGUAGUUGGCAGAUACUGCCCUUAUUCAAGCAGAGCAGGGCAGGUGGUGGUGUUCCUCUGAGUUGAUGGCAGUUUAUAUCCCUUCACUCCAGCCCUUCUUCAGGGCCAAUGCCUUAAGCCUUCAAGGCUUUAUAAGUACGAGGAAAGGGAAAGUGGGAUAGCACACACUUAAUUCCAGCACUUGGGAGGUAGAGGCAAGAGAAUCAGGAGUUCAAGGUCAUCAUAGUCUACAUAGCAAGUUUAAGACCAGCCUGAGCCACAUGAGACCCUGUCUCAAAAAAAAGCUGGGAAAAAGGAGUUGUUCACCAUCUCAAAAGGGGGAGUGGGGUACUAAAGACAAAGGUUGGAUAACUAUUGUGGAUUUUAGAAGCAGCUUGAUAAGUUAAUGUUCAUUUUUGGCACAAUUCUGGAUUAUUAAAGAGAUGUUUUAUGAUUAUUUAGAAAGGAAUGUGAUUUCAGAUACCAUAUGAAUUCUCACUCAGAUCCUAACUGCAUUUCUUGCUAAGUGGCUCCAAAGCAAAUGAAUUUGAGUAACUACAGA
Messenger RNA from Jaculus jaculus (lesser Egyptian jerboa), 3010 nucleotides. RefSeq names its product zinc finger CCCH-type containing 10 (gene Zc3h10). Gene Ontology annotation, molecular function: metal ion binding. Lineage: Eukaryota; Metazoa; Chordata; Mammalia; Rodentia; Dipodidae. The transcript has 3 exons. Bases 209 to 1516 code for a protein of 435 amino acids. The record is from RefSeq and is a predicted model, not a curated record.